Messenger RNA from Zophobas morio, 2069 nucleotides. Its product is annotated as cytochrome P450 306a1-like. Gene Ontology annotation, molecular function: oxidoreductase activity, acting on paired donors, with incorporation or reduction of molecular oxygen, reduced flavin or flavoprotein as one donor, and incorporation of one atom of oxygen; iron ion binding; heme binding. The transcript has 6 exons. Bases 130 to 1560 code for a protein of 476 amino acids. NCBI's taxonomy places the organism in Eukaryota, Metazoa, Arthropoda, Insecta, Coleoptera, Tenebrionidae. Gene Ontology annotation, biological process: xenobiotic metabolic process. The record is from RefSeq and is a predicted model, not a curated record. Gene Ontology annotation, cellular component: intracellular membrane-bounded organelle; cytoplasm.
AACAUGGAAGAAAACACCACAAACCUGUUCCAAGAUUUAAUCCUUGAAAUUCAGUACUUUGCAUUCAAACAUAAUUAGUGCAUUGCAGUGACCAAGUUCGAGUAAACAUAUUUAGAUAGUUUUGCUAAGAUGUUGACAACACUACUCGUCACAAUCAUCACAUUCCUAUUUUUUCUAUACAAAUUCUACAACCAGAGAAAAGAACCUCCAGGGCCUUGGAACUUACCACUAAUAGGAUACCUACACAAGCUGGAUCCGAAAUUUCCAAAUUUGAGCUUAACAGAACUGGCAAAAAAAUAUGGACCCAUUUAUAGCAUAAAGCUCGGACUGGAGAACGCUGUGGUCAUAUCAGACGCAAAAUUACUGAAAAAAGUUUUAAUGAAUGACAACACGCUUCACAGAUCGCGUCUUUAUCUUUUUAACAUCUUGUUCAGCGAUAAGGGAAUCGUGUGUUGCCCCCUUAACGUAUGGAUAGAAAAACGCAAACUCGUCAACAACUUUCUAAGAACGUGUGUCUCCAAAGGGUCACCAAAUAAAGAAACCUUGGAAGAUCAAAUUAGAAAGUCUGCCGAAGAAUUCAUUAACUACGUUCGAAAUCAGAGAAAUUUAAACCCUUUAGAAGCAGCAGCUCACUAUGUCAUUAGUACCACAAGUUCCCUAAUUUUGGGUACAUCGUUCACACUUGAAGACAAAAUACGACAAACUAUAAUAAAGAACAUCCAAAGUGCAAUGAGGUUAGGUCGUUUGGGCGGUCCUUUAAAUUUCUUCCCAAUUCUAAGAUUUUUGCCAAAAUACAAAAUCAUCGCUGAUUCAUUCAAAAGAUUUAAUGGUGAAGUUCUUCAAAUUAUAAAAGACAUUAACAAAAGUACCAUCAACGACAACUGGAUUCCAAACUUAAGGCAAACAUUUUGGCACCAAAGCACUAAAUGCAACUGUCCAGAAAUCUACACCACUGAACACUUAGAACACCUUCUGUUUGAGAUUUUUGGUGCAAGUACCGAAACGACUUUAACUUCUCUAUUGUGGAUUAUGUUGUACCUAGCCCGCUACCAACAAGUACAGGAUAAAGUUCGCCAGGAACUUCGUGACGUUCUAGGAACCAAAGCUCCACAGAUUGAAGAUUCAUUAAAAUUACCUUACACACAAGCGACCAUUUCAGAAGUAGCUAGAAUUAGAACGGUGGUACCUCUGGGACUUCCUCAUUACGCAUCAGAAGACAUAAAUGUAGACCAUUUUAUAAUACGAAAAAGUAGUGUGAUUAUCCCGCUACUAUGGAGGGUUCACAUGGACCCAAAAUUUUGGAAAAACCCUCAAGAUUUUCGUCCUGACAGAUUUUUAAACGAAGAAGGGAAAUUUUGUCGGUCGGAGUCUCUGAUUCCGUUUCAAAUUGGUAAACGAAUGUGUGUGGGUAAAGAUUUAGCAAAAAUGGUCAUAUUUUUAUUUGUGGCUACUGUUCUACAGAAAGUGAAAAUUGAGUGCAGCGAGGGUGUGGAUCUGUCUUAUACUUUUGGUUUUACAUUGCAGUCCAACCCACAAGAACUGACUUUCACGACUGUAUAAAUUUGAUCUGUUAAAUCACAGGACACAGGAAUCGUCGUGUUGCAACAGUUAUUAUAGAUAAAUUUGUUUAAUUUAGGUGAAUUUAAAUUUCAAGAAUCGAACGAGUAUAUCUAGACUCAUUAAAGUGGACCCAAAAACAUAUUAAACUUAACAAGCUUGAAAAUCAAAUUACAACUUCCGCUAAUUAACAUUUCCCUGACACCACGCGUCGAAUUUGUAUUUUAAGGUUAUCGCAUUCAGUUCUGCAGCAGGUGUAAAAAAAGUGCAAGUAAUACAAUGUUCUCUUGUUUGAUUCCUCGUUAAAUUAAAAUAAUGUGAAAGAACAUAUACGUUUCCAGUUCAAGAUAAUUGCCACAGACGAUGCGAAUUUAAGCAUACAUUUUUUUUAAUUUGUAUUGCAAAAAAACCAGUUAUCGGUCGUUUGUAAGUAUAUAAAGCAGUUUUGUUUACGAUAUUGUCUAAAAGCUGAAAGUGGUUAGUUUUAAGUAGAAAAUAAACAGUAAGAAAUA